Molecule: messenger RNA, 2610 nt
Organism: Entelurus aequoreus (snake pipefish)
Lineage: Eukaryota; Metazoa; Chordata; Actinopteri; Syngnathiformes; Syngnathidae
Product: adhesion G-protein coupled receptor G2-like
Exons: 20
Coding region: 1-2610 (869 amino acids)
Biological process (GO): cell surface receptor signaling pathway; adenylate cyclase-activating G protein-coupled receptor signaling pathway
Cellular component (GO): membrane
Molecular function (GO): G protein-coupled receptor activity
Source: RefSeq, a predicted model, not a curated record
AUGAACCGGCUGAGGAGUCUGCUGUCAGUCUGCCUGCUGGCUUCAGGAUCGUGGUCACACACACCUGGCACUGCCAAUGUGUCCUCCACAGGAACAGGUCCGACACAAAAGGUUCCGGCUCAACUGCUCGACAUGUCAACAACAGACCAGCUUCUGGAGGUCAAGCGGACUUUCUUCCAAGCCGACGUGUUCCUCAAGGUCAACCUCACACUGGUCCUGAAGGACAACCACACAGACCCUCAGACCACCAUAGAAGACUGGUUGAAAGAACUCCUGGAGGUGAACAGCACCAUGCUGGUGUUGAAUGUGGUCUUAGUCCAGGACCACCACUGGAGCAGAUACUUCUGUGCCUUCCAUGUUCAAGACUACAGCACAAACACUGUGGAACAAAUGAUUAUGUUCAUCAACCACACUUUGAUGUCAACACAUGGAAAUGGAAAUGACUCCCUUGUCAUCCAAACCACCGAUUUGAGCAUCAAGCAAAUAAUGCCACAGAAUUGUGUGGAGGAAAUGAUGUCAACCAUCUAUGGAGAAUACGUCUGGCCUGAAACCUUCCCUCAAGUCAACCAAGUCAUGGGAUGCACGGAGCCAACUUCGGAGAAAGCCUUCCGCCUUUGUAAAUUACACAUUGAAACGGACAACACCAGCUGGUCUGAACCAGAUAUGACAAAGUGCGGCCCACUUGUGACCAUACCCGACCUCGAAAACAUCACUGUCACCACAGAUAACGUGGAUGAAGUCGCGGGCAUCAUUCAGGAUCUGGUAAGUUCUCAGCUUAGCAACGCGACGCAGAUUCCGUCUGGCGAGCUGAACACGCUGGUGGAGAAACUCAAGCAGGUGGUGGAGUUAGGUGCCGCCCAGCCAGCACUCAGCAGCAAAGUUUUACACGUCUUCUCCGACAUCUUGAUUUCUGAGACGGAUGUUGCUCCAGUGGCUGGCAGCGUCCUCUCCAUGACGGACAGGAUGGGAAACAACAUGGAUUUCCCAGGAGAGUCACUGAGUUUGACCGCUCCUUCAUUGGCUCUGUCCAUGAUCGACGUGCACCCCCACGGGUUUGGCGGCUUAACAUUCGGCGCGUCCUCCACUACAUCACUGCAGGAACCAAAUGUGUUUGUCAACCGCAGUUUUGAGGGUAAACCAAUCUCAGGUGCAAACGUGACCAUCUCUCUGCCCUCUGCUCUUCACAACUUCCUUCCACCUGGAGCCAGAAAUGCAACUCGGGUCCAGUUCCAGUUCUACGGAACGCAAGACCUCUUCCAGGACCCGCAAACCGCCAACACGUCGACACCCGGCGACUUGUCCUUGAACUCCUACGUCGUGUCCGCCAGCAUCAACGGCAGCCACGUCAACAACCUGGACCACGGCGACAGGGUGGUGGUCACGCUGCGCCAUCGACAGGACAAACGGCCGGGCGACAGGGUGAAGUGUGUCUUUUGGGAUUUCCAGGACAACGGAGGCCAGGGUGGAUGGAGCAGCGUGGGUUGUGAAACACGGAGUAUUUCUCCUUCUCAGACCAGCUGUCUUUGUGAACACCUCACACACUUCGCUGUGCUCCUGGACGUGUCCAGAGAAGCCAUCAGUGAAGCCGACAACGACAUUUUAACUGUCCUCUCCUACAUGGGUUGUGGUGUAUCCUCCAUCUUUCUGGGCAUCACACUCCUCACUUACCUCUCUUUUCAGAAGCUGCGUGGAGACUACCCAUCUAGAAUCCUCAUCAACCUGUCAGCCGCCCUGCUGGGUCUAAGUCUGAUCUUCCUGCUGGACUCGUGGUUGUCGUCCUUCUCCAACUACUUCCUGUGCAUCGUGACCGCCGCCACGCUGCACUACUUCCUGUUGGCCUCCUUCGCCUGGAUGGGCCUGGAGGCGGUGCACAUGUACUUCUCCCUGGUCAAGGUCUUCAACACCUACGUGCCCGCCUACAUCCUCAAGUUCUGCGCUGUGGGCUGGGGUGUGCCCCUGCUGGUAGUCUGCCUGGUGCUGGCCGUAGACAAAGAUGCUUACGGCAGCUCAGCAUCCUCCCAGUCUGCAGCCUUGCUUCACUCCACUCAGUCCUUCUGCUGGCUUCAGAAUGACGUCUUCUUCUACGUGACGGUGGUGGCCUUGGUGCUUCUGGUCCUCUUGUGCAACACCUGCGUGUUCCUGGUGGUCCUGGUCCAGAUCCGCCGGAUGGGCGCCAACAAGCCGAGGGCCCACAGCCGCCGCAGCGUGCAGGACUUGAAGGCGGCGGCUAGUCUCACGGUGCUGCUGGGCCUCACCUGGCUGAUGGGCUUCUUCUCCUUCGGACCCGGCAGAGUGGUGAUGAUGUACCUGUUCACCAUCUGUAACACCUUGCAAGGCUUCCUGGUCUUCUUCUUCCACUGCCUGAUGAAGGAAAACGUGCGCAAACAAUGGCGGCUCCACCUGGGCUGUGGACCUUUAAGACUCCGUCAGGUGUCAGACUGGAGCCGCUCCACCACGCCCGGCGGUCGCAAAAACCAGGUCAUGACCUCGGACUCUGUACACACCUCCUCUCUGGGGGACAUCUCCCACUCCUCCGCCGGCUCCAACAAGCACAGGAUGUACCUGGGCGAGCACAUUCUAGCAACACCCCAAAUGACAACAAGUAAAUAG